UGGAGCCAACUCUUAGUACUAGCACUUAACCUAGUUCUUCAGUACCGGUAUCUGCGCGCGUCAACGCCAGUCCGAUGGGAAGCCAGCUUCUGUCCACCGUCGAGCGUCGCGAGGUCCUCCCGGAGAGCUAUAUCCGGCCGGAGUCUGACAGGCCGCGGCUCGCCGAAGUGACGACGGACAGCAACGUCCCGCUCAUCGACCUCGCGUCGCCGGAUAAGCAACGCGUCAUCGCCGAGAUUGGCCUUGCUUGCCGCACCUAUGGCUUCUUCCAGGUCAUAAACCAUGGAAUAGAAGGGGAGCUGCUGGAGAAGAUGAUGGCCGUGGGUCUGCAGUUCUUCCGUCUUCCGCCGGAGGAGAAGGAGAAGCUGUACUCAGACGAACCCUCCAAGAAGAUAAGGCUCUCCACCAGCUUCAACGUCCGCAAGGAGACGGUGCACAACUGGCGGGACUAUCUACGCCUUCACUGCCACCCUCUGGAGGAGUUCCUGCCGGAAUGGCCGUCCAAUCCUGAAUCCUUCAAGGAGAUUGUCAGCGAGUACUGCCGCGAGGUCAGGCGGCUCGGGCUCCGGCUUCUCGGCAUGAUCUCCCUCAGCCUCGGCCUCGAGGAGGACUACAUCGAGAAGGCCCUCGGCGAGCAGGAGCAGCACAUGGCCGUGAACUACUACCCACAGUGCCCGGAGCCGGAGCUCACCUACGGCCUACCCAAGCACACGGACCCCAACGCCCUCACCGUCCUCCUCCAGGACCCCAACGUCGCCGGCCUCCAGGUCCUCAAGGACGGCAGCCGGUGGAUCGCCGUCAACCCCCGGCCAAACGCUUUCGUCAUCAACCUAGGCGACCAGCUGCAGGCUCUGAGCAACGGCGCGUACAAGAGCGUGUGGCACCGCGCGGUGGUGAACGCGGCGCAAGAGCGCAUGUCGGUGGCAUCUUUCCUGUGCCCGUGCAACAGCGCGGUGAUCAGCCCGGCGGCGGGGCUCGUCCGCGACGGGGACGCGCCCGUGUACCGGAGCUACACCUACGACGAGUACUACAGCAAGUUCUGGAGCAGGAACCUGGACCAGGAGCACUGCCUGGAGCUCUUCAGAUGCGCCCAGCUGCAGCUCCAGUAACAAUUUGGCACUACACUGCUGGAGGCUUUGCUUUGCUUGUAAACUAAUAGGUUUGUUUGGCUAGCUUGUUUCGUGAAACAUCGUACGCCGGCCGGCGGCAUUCCGUGCCCGAAUGUGGUACCCGGCCGCUUUGUUGUGCUGUUUGCCCUGACCUUCCCCCACCCCCCCCCCCCCCUCUCUCUAUAUAUACCAUAUAUUAUGCCAUUAUGGCAUUAUAUACGUUUGGCGCCGCUAUGUAUGACAUGCAAAAAGGCAAACCUGUAAUCGAUCUAGCUAAAUGCAAAUGCUCGUAUUUUUCUUAA
Panicum hallii is the source of this 1411-nucleotide messenger RNA. Its product is annotated as flavanone 3-dioxygenase 2-like. Bases 75 to 1109 code for a protein of 344 amino acids. NCBI's taxonomy places the organism in Eukaryota, Viridiplantae, Streptophyta, Magnoliopsida, Poales, Poaceae. The transcript has 5 exons. The record is from RefSeq and is a predicted model, not a curated record.